Molecule: messenger RNA, 2040 nt
Organism: Fusarium sp. VM40
Lineage: Eukaryota; Fungi; Ascomycota; Sordariomycetes; Hypocreales; Nectriaceae
Source: the annotation of a GenBank genome assembly
AUGGGAGAAGGAGCUCAACGAAGUCAAGCAAGCUACCGUUCCGCGUGCACAGAAUGUGCACGCCGCAAGCAGAAAUGCAACCGUGAGUGGCCUUGUAAUGGAUGCCAAAAGCGCAAGGUGGCCGACAAAUGCCGCUUCAAGGACACCAACCAGCCUGUCAAUGAUAAGGCUGCCCUGGAUAGGUUUAGGAGGAACCGAAUCAACAACAAAACGAACCCCGACUCUGUGGAAUCGCAACUAGAAGAUCCCGGGAGUGAUGGCAUCGAUGCGUUGGGCUACAUGCCUUCGCAUCUUAUCUUCGAUCUAACUUCAAAAUACGAGAACAUGAAGACAGCAUCACAAGAAUUUGUCAAAGAUCCGAGAAGCUUUCCACAACUGGAACGGGCCCUUCGGAUUAUUCCUUCUAGGCCUUACACCGAUACACUUGUCCAGAACUUCCUCAACAAUGUCAACUAUCACUACUACAUCAUCUACCCACCCUCCUUUUUGGAGCAAUACCAACAAUGGUGGGCCGCACGAGCCGAGAAUCGUCCUUUAAGCGUUCAAUGGACUUGUCUUCUUCUCACUGUUUGCGCAUGUGCUUCGCAAUACACAGAUGUCGAAUUGCAGGGGAAGCUCGAAAGUGGGCUAGGUGAUACGAUAAAGCGCAUAACCGAAAGAUUCCACGAAGCUGCUCGAGAGCUGGGAAGCGCUGUCCCUCUUGGCUACAGCCAUCUCACCAACAUCCAACAACUUCUACAUUCGUGCUAUUGGUUCAAGUCCGAAGCUCGCUUUGUAGAGUGCUGGCAUGUCUUGAACUCUGCUAUUCGAGAAGCCCAAGAACUUUCUAUACACCAAGAAGCUAAGACUUCUCCCGUAUCAGAAUUCGAUUUAGAAAUGCGGCGGAGAGUGUGGUGUGUUUUGGAUACUUGGGACUGGCAAAUAUCCACACUAUUGGGUAGGCCCAUGAUUAUCGAUCGUAGCGACUGCGACACUGGUUUACCCAGUCUUAGCUUGGAGGGGUAUCAAUAUCCGCCCUUGGCGCACAUGAAAAUGCAGUCCAGCUUGAUCCGCCAGAUCUUCGCGAGAUUUGGCCCAACCAAGAACGUGAAGACUCAUGCAGAAGUUCAGGAAUACCAACAAAUCGUUGAGGCUUGGAUCAACACCUUCCCUCCUCCUUUCAAUAUUCAUAAUCCAGACAAGUCUCUCGACGCAUCGUGCCCAUGGAUUACAUUGCACCGGCACUUCAUACGUACCGUGGCGUUCUCAAUGCUUCUCCAACCCAUACGGAGCUUUUUGACAAGACCUUUUGCUAUUCGGUCUCUGGACUCAGAGUUGCAAAUACGCAGAGACGGUAUUAGCUACUGUUUGGAGCUCAUGGUAUCAUUACGUGGGUUCUUCGACCAUGCAUAUCCCCGGGACGCCAAAUUUCACUUUAUUCUGUUUUGCAUCUUCGAUGUUUCAACAGUCUUAUGCUCAGCAGUCCUUCACGACGAGCAUCAUACGCUUCCUCGACGAGAGGAUGUUUACAGAACCAUCGACGAGGCACAUUCCUUGCUUCAGAGUUUAAGUACGAUGACCAAAUCAGCUAAAGCGUCAUAUGGGAUUCUCACUCGCAUUGUUCAACGUCUUCCUCGGACGGCAAUAACACAAAGCCUGGUUGGCAAGAGCCCUGUUCCCCCAAGAUCCCAUGUACCUGAAGCCGUUGUAUCGCCGCAAACGAUCUCACCCGGAAGCGCCCAUCAACAUAAUUCUCCGCCCGCCACGACUUUCUCGCCUUCGCCAAUAGCUAUCCCCACUCCUGGCGUACCAUCUCCAAUAUACUCCUUGGCCGGUGCGGCUACAAUGGGCGGUGAUUUUGCAACUCCUGUGGCAUAUGUUGCACCUUCAGCGUGCGCUGAAUGGCAGCCUAAUUUAUACAUGCAGGACCCUACAGUCUUUGCACCCAUGGAUGGUCCUUCUCAGGAUGCUGUAUUUGCGCACAUUUCGGACGAGGAGCUUGGAGAACUGGCCAAUCUCUGGAACUACCAGUCUCUAGAUUUCGGCUUUAUGAACGCGUAG